CCAUGGCGCAGUACAAGGGCACCAUGCACGAGGCCGGCCGGGCCAUGCACCUGAUCAAGAAGCGCGAGAAGCAGAAGGAGCAGAUGCAGGUGCUGCGGCGGCGCAUCGCCGAGGAGACCCUCCUGAAGUCGAAGGUGGACAAGAAGUUCUCGGCUCACUACGACGCCGUGGAGGCCGAGCUGAAGUCGAGCACGGUGGGCCUGCUGACCCUGAACGACAUGAAGGCCAAGCAGGAGGCCGUGCUGCGCGAGCGCGCGAGGCGGCGGGCCAGGAGGGAGCAGCUGGAGGAGCGCCGGCUGCGGCUGCAGAGGCUGCGCGACGAGGAGCGCCGGCGCGAGCGGAAGCGCAAGAUCUCGCGUCUGUCCUUCUCGCUGGACGACAACGACGACCAGGGUGGCGAGGCCGGGGCCGGCAAGAGCCAGAGAAACCUGGGCAAGAAUCCCGACGUGGACACCAGCUUCCUGCCGGACCGCGCCCGGGAGGAGGCGGAGAACCGGCUCCGGGAGGAGCUGCGCGGGCAGUGGGAGGCCAGGCGCGAGAAGGUGAAGGCCGAGGAGGUGGAGGUCACCUUCAGCUACUGGGACGGCUCGGGCCACCGCCGCACGGCGCGCAUGACCAAGGGCAGCACGGUGCAGCAGUUCCUGAGGACCGCGCUGCAGGGGCUGCGCAAGGACGUCCCCGAGCUGCGCUCGGCCGGCGUGGAGCAGCUCAUGUUCGUCAAAGAGGACCUCAUCCUGCCGCACUACCACACCUUCUACGACUUCAUCGUCGCCAGGGCCAGGGGCAAGAGCGGGCCGCUGUUCAGCUUCGACGUGCACGACGACGUGCGGCUGCUCAGCGACGCCACCAUGGAGAAGGACGAGUCGCACGCGGGCAAGGUGGUGCUGAGGAGCUGGUACGAGAAGAACAAGCACAUCUUCCCCGCCAGCCGCUGGGAGCCCUACGACCCCGAGAAGAAGUGGGACAAGUACACCAUCCGGUGACGCCCGC
Propithecus coquereli (Coquerel's sifaka) is the source of this 990-nucleotide messenger RNA. It is a transcript of the gene FAM50B, whose product is annotated as family with sequence similarity 50, member B. The record is from RefSeq and is a predicted model, not a curated record. Lineage: Eukaryota; Metazoa; Chordata; Mammalia; Primates; Indriidae. The transcript has a single exon. The coding region runs from base 3 to 983 and encodes 326 amino acids. Gene Ontology annotation, cellular component: nucleus. Gene Ontology annotation, biological process: chromatin organization.